Aspergillus lentulus is the source of this 1977-nucleotide messenger RNA. RefSeq lists its product as uncharacterized. NCBI's taxonomy places the organism in Eukaryota, Fungi, Ascomycota, Eurotiomycetes, Eurotiales, Aspergillaceae. Gene Ontology annotation, cellular component: mitochondrion. The record is from RefSeq and is a predicted model, not a curated record.
AUGUCACACUGUCUAAAGUGCACUUAUUCCAGGGCCGUCAGAUUCCAUCAGAUACCGUCAAGGCGACCAACUCUAAGCCUUCGCCUCUCCUUACUAUCACCACCACGAAAGCUCUUUGCGCAUGCCGAGCUCUUUGGCAACCGUCACCCGAGCCAGCUUUUAGCCAGAAGCCAGUUACGCAAUCUAUCAACCACUGCUCAGUCAUGUCCGGAGCCCUCCAAACCUGUCGAAGAUGUACUGCCCGUCUGUUGUCCAGGAUGUGGUGCCUAUGCGCAAACCGUCGAGCCGAACGAGCCGGGUUACUAUGGCAAAACUAGGAAACAUGUUCGAAAGCUCAUAUCGGAGACACAACGAGCGGCAAACGACAGGCCUGGAGGCGGAGAAGGAGAGACUGACUUGAGGAGUGAAGCGGAGAAAGCAGCGAGCACAAUACUCAAGCUAGUCGAUUCCGAAGUACCUAUUCCAAAAGCUAAGCAUGGAGCGAUGCUGGAGGAAGCCACCACAACUGCCAGCCAUUUCUUGGAGAAAUCCAGAGCGCCUGCACAGGUGUGCGACAGAUGUCACGACUUAAUUCACCACAAUAAAGCUGUUUCCGUACCUACGCCUACCAUUUACUCAAUCCAGGAAUAUUUGAAAGAGUCGCCUCACAGGGAUAACCGCAUUUACCACGUCAUCGACGCAGCAGAUUUUCCCUUGUCCCUUGUCGACAAUAUUUACGAUGCCUUGUCUAUUCAAGAACCACGCUCAAAAAAUCGAAGAGCCUCGACGGAGAAGUACCGAUGGGGGAGGAAGUUACCAACGAUAUCGUUUGUCAUAACCCGCUCCGAUCUAUUAGCUGCGACUAAGGAGCAAGUUGACUCCAAGAUGGAGUACGUGCGGUCGGUUCUCCGAGACGCCUUGAAACUGUCCUCGGAAGAAUUUCGGUUGGGCAAUGUACAUAUGAUUAGUGCUCAUCGAGGCUGGUGGACUAAACAGGUGAAGGAGGAUAUUAGAGAGCAUGGGGGAGGCAUUUGGGUAGUUGGCAAAGCCAAUGUCGGGAAGAGCAGCUUCAUCGAAGCCUGUUUCCCCAAGGAUUCUAGGAACCUGGAGAAGAUUGCAGAACUGGUUGAACGCCGGGCGGUAGAGUCGGAUAUCAACCAGUUCAACGAUGUCGCAUUGGGUUCCGACUGCCUACUGCCGCCGGCGCCUCGAGAAGAUCUCUACCCUGUCCUCCCCGUUGUCUCGUCUGUGCCAGGUACCACUGUCUCACCGAUUCGCAUCCCCUUUGGCCACGGUAAAGGUGAAAUGAUAGACCUGCCUGGACUCGACCGCGGUCAACUGCUGAACCAUGUUCGUGACGAGCACAAACGCGAUCUCACCAUGACGAAACGGAAGAAGCCUGAGCGCCUCACGGUGAAACCCGGGCAAUCGCUACUUCUCGGAGGAGGUCUCGUCCGAAUAACGGCUGAAAACGCCGACCAUGUCUUGAUGGCGGCCUGUUUCGUCCCCAUCGAAGCCCAUGUUACCAAAACAGAAAAAGCCGUGGAGAUGCAGGCAGGUCAGCGUCCUUAUCCCGGCGAGCAGAUUAUGAGAGAGGAAAGCAUUUCUUCGAUUUCAUCUGCCGGGAUUUUUGAGUUGAAGUGGGAUGUGACUCGCUCGCACCUGCCGACCUCCAUCGCCAAGGCAGUAGAAGACCACGGUAUUCCAGUGCCUCGACUCCCAUACAAAGUGAUGUCGACAGACAUCCUAAUUGAAGGUUGUGGAUGGGUGGAGCUUACCGUGCAGAUUCGAGCCGGUUCAACAUCGGAGGGAUCGGAGUCCCCAAGUUCUGUGCCUCGAGUUGAGGUCUUCAGUCCCAACGGACAGCAUAUCGGAUCGCGGCCUCCGAUCGAAUGUUGGAAUUUUAUCGCCGAGAAGCGCGCUGCUGAUAAGCGCAAGAGGCCUUCCCGAGGACGACAAAACGUUGGUCUGAAAAGACGAACGCAGCAAUCCCGAUAG